Messenger RNA from Aphanomyces invadans, 1896 nucleotides. Its product is annotated as TKL protein kinase. Lineage: Eukaryota; Oomycota; Saprolegniomycetes; Saprolegniales; Verrucalvaceae. Gene Ontology annotation, molecular function: ATP binding; protein kinase activity. The record is from RefSeq and is a predicted model, not a curated record. The coding region runs from base 1 to 1896 and encodes 631 amino acids. Gene Ontology annotation, biological process: protein phosphorylation. The transcript has 7 exons.
AUGCACAAGCAAGACCAUGUGCUCGAGCUUAUUCGGGGAUGGAGCGCGAGAGUUGGUAGCGUAUGUCCGUACAUUGCGCCGUCCACCGUGCAGGAUGUGGUUCGCCACACACAUGAGAGUCCAAAGAAGCUUCGACCGCCUCGAUCUUCCGCCGGCAUGUCGCCCAUCGACUCCAAACUCCCAUCGCCAAAGCGUCCUGCGUGGGAUGCAUCGACACAGUCCCCCACGCCGUCCCAAGAUGCCUGUAACCUUCAUAUCAUCCUGCACAACCACAGGCUCGCCGUUGUCCACCGGACAUCGCACCUCUCUGCACCACCACUGUACUUGUCUACGCUCCAAGGCAUGGAGGCAGUGUAUGGCUUCAGUAUGCAGAGCCCAGCGGAUGAAGCACGGCACCGAUCUCGACUUGAUUUCAACAAGUCGGCCACGUGGACGUUGAAAGUGCAUCCUUUGCACGCCAUCAACCUCGUCGACCCCUGCCGCAUGCGGAAAGCGCACUUAUGCAGUCGCAGCCUUCGGCCAUUCGUCGAAGUUGCGUGUGGCGACGGAGCGAGCGAUGCCAAGCGCUGCAAACCGUCGAUAAUUGCCGGUCCAGCGCCUGUCUGGUCGAAUGGGUGGCUGGUGUUGUCGCUGGCACCUGCUUCAGCGUCGCCAUGUCCGUCAGAGUUCCAUGUCCGUGUGCUCAAUAGGUGCUGUGACAAAGACAUCGUCGUGGGGUCGUCCACGGUGUCGUUUGGUACUUUGGCCAACCCCUAUCAAGGAUGCGGGUUCUACCCGCUCAGGAACCGCCGAGGAAAGCCCACCGGCCAGAUCAAACUCAUGUUUGUCCUGCAACCCGAGACCCCCACGCCGCCCGCCAUCGUCCCCCCCAGUCCAAAGGUCGAAGUUGCCAUGUCCCCGACGGCAAAGUUCUUGUUUGGGGAUGAGCUGCGAAUGAAGAAAGCCAUGUUGAAACACGUGGAAACGUCUCGAGUCGUCGUCGCGAAAGCUCCUGCCAUGCAUUCGGAGGAAGAAACCAAGGCACUGCUGGUUCAGAUCGAAGCGACGGUUCGCAGCAGUACCAGGGUGCACCUCUGGCCUUCCCACGACUUUCGUGGAGGAGUGCCUGUGGGCGAAGGCAUCCAUGCUUGCGUGAAACAGAUCCAGGUUGACGGUCAUGCCGUCGCUCUCAAGGAGUUUCGAUACGAAGCGCAAGGACGAUCUGUGCCCCCGCAUGGCGUCGUGACGACAUUUCGGCACGAACUUGACGUGCUCAUGGCCAUCGACCACAACAACAUUGUCAAGCUCGUUGGAGUCGUACUCGAACCGCGCUUGGCACUCGUGACAGAGUACAUGGAUGGCGGCAGCGUGCACGCAUGCCGCCACAACCCACGGCUAUGGCCAUCCAUCCGUCUCGAGCAGAAACGAUACAUUGCCCUUCAAAUCGCGUGUGCACUUGCGUAUUUACACCAAGCAAACAUUGUCCAUCGCGACAUCAAGUCACACAACAUCCUCUUGUCUGGCGUUGGAAGCGACGGAGUCAUGCCAACCGCCAAGUUAUGCGACCUCGGCAGUGCAUUUGUGUACACUGGGGUGAAACCAUGCGAAGAAGUUGGCACGUCCGGCUACAUCGCCCCCGAAGUGGCUGGGGGUCACGAGUACUCGUACCCAAGCGAUAUCUGGAGCUUUGGUGUGUUUCUGUGGGAGCUGGUCACGCCGUCAGCUUAUCCCAACCCGUUCGUGGGGCUCUCCAGCGAUGCAUUUGUAGACAAAGUCACAUGCGGCACGCGCCCGACGCUCGAGUUUGCUGGCGAAUGCGCUCCAAUCUUGGAAGAAUGCUGGCGGCUGAUUCCAAGUGAGCGCCCAACCGCCGACGCGCUCGUGGCCGAGCUCACGGCCUUGUUGCAUGCAAACUAA